Molecule: messenger RNA, 3710 nt
Organism: Macaca mulatta (Rhesus monkey)
Lineage: Eukaryota; Metazoa; Chordata; Mammalia; Primates; Cercopithecidae
Source: RefSeq, a predicted model, not a curated record
UACAGAUGAUGAAACUAAGGCACACAAAGGUUAAAUAAAUUGCCUAAGUAACUGAGCCAGGAGUGACUAGCUAAUGAGUGAAUGAGACAGGACUUAAAAUCUCAGACAAUCUAGCUCUUGAUUGUGCUCCCUAACCACUGCACUUCCCUGCCCCUUACGAGGCCCGUUAGAGAGUGGCCAAAGAAGCCUCUGAGAGGGCCAGAGUGAGUGCUGAGGCCAUCUAUUGGCCUCCUUGGUUUUGUGAAGUAGAGAGAACAUGGAAUGGUCAGAAGCUUCUGCUUCCUUGGUUACCAGAUCUGGGCCUGGAUCAAGCCACUUCAAUUCAUUGAGCCUCUGUGAAGAGAAAAUAGAAAUUCUGCUUGUCUGCAUCUCUAGUGUGGGAGAAGGAUAAAACGAUUAUUGAGACGUGCUCUGUAAACGUUGCCCAUUACUAUCCACAUGUCUAAAUGAUGAGGCGAGGAAGGAAAGAAGCCAUCCCCAAAGGAGAGCAAUUUAAGUAAGGGGAGAUUUGAGAAGAUUGAGAACUGUUAAAUGUGGGAGGAGGAACUAACAAUUUGCAGAACCAGAAACCAAAGCAAAACUGAAUCGUACAAAUGACAUCAAAAAGGGAUAAGGCAGAUAUAUUUAAGUGAGCCAGUUUUAAAGAAGCGAAGCCUCUGGUAUGUCAGAACCACGCUGUCUUCCAUGGGAGUUCCUUUGUGAAGAGCAUCCAUUUAAAAGACUUUUAUGAAUACAUGGUUUCAAUCAAGUCCCCAAAGAACACAUUUAUCUUCUGAACUGCUGGCAGUUUUAAGAAGCAGAUGUCUUAGUAGAGUUGCCUUUACCAAGCCUAGCAGAAAGCCUAGUAAUACACAAAAUCUGAUGACCUCCGAGGGGACCCUGCACUCAGCCAUCAAAGUGCUCCUGCCCCGCUGGACGCUCAUAAUUCAAUGGUAGAUGCAGGUGGAGGUGAGAACAUCACCCAGCUUCCCCAGGAGCUUCCUCAGAUGAUGGCUGCAGCAGCUGAUGGUUUGGGGAGUAUAGCAAUAGACACGACCCAGCUCAACAUGUCUGUGACAGAUCCCACAGCCUGGGCUACAGCCAUGAAUAACCUGGGCAUGGUUCCCGUGGGGUUGCCUGGACAGCAGCUCGUGUCUGACUCAAUCUGUGUCCCAGGCUUUGAUCCAAGCCUCAACAUGAUGACUGGAAUCACCCCCAUUAACCCAAUGAUCCCAGGCCUUGGACUGGUACCUCCCCCACCACCAACAGAAGUGGCUGUUGUCAAAGAAAUAAUCCACUGCAAAAGCUGUACUCUUUUUCCUCAAAAUCCAAAUCUUCCACCUCCUUCCACAAGAGAACGACCUCCUGGGUGUAAGACUGUGUUUGUCGGAGGAUUACCAGAAAAUGCUACCGAGGAAAUUAUUCAAGAAGUCUUUGAGCAGUGCGGUGAUAUUACAGCAAUUCGGAAAAGCAAGAAGAAUUUUUGUCACAUUCGCUUUGCAGAGGAAUUCAUGGUUGAUAAAGCCAUUUACCUUUCUGGUUACAGGAUGCGAUUAGGGUCUAGCACCGACAAAAAGGAUUCAGGCCGCCUUCAUGUGGACUUUGCCCAGGCCAGGGAUGACUUCUAUGAGUGGGAAUGCAAGCAGAGGAUGCGUGCCCGGGAGGAGCGGCACCGGCGCAAGCUGGAGGAGGACCGGCUCCGGCCCCCAUCCCCGCCCGCCAUAAUGCACUACUCAGAGCACGAAGCCGCUCUGCUAGCUGAAAAGCUGAAAGAUGAUAGCAAGUUUUCAGAGGCGAUCACAGUGCUGCUUUCCUGGAUUGAACGAGGGGAGGUGAAUCGGCGUUCCGCAAACCAGUUCUAUUCCAUGGUGCAGUCGGCCAACAGCCACGUCCGCCGGCUCAUGAAUGAAAAAGCCACACAUGAGCAGGAGAUGGAGGAAGCCAAGGAGAAUUUCAAAAAUGCCUUAACUGGGAUUCUCACUCAAUUUGAGCAGAUUGUGGCCGUUUUCAACGCUUCUACCAGACAAAAAGCUUGGGACCAUUUCUCGAAAGCCCAGCGCAAGAACAUAGACAUUUGGCGAAAGCAUUCUGAGGAGCUCCGGAAUGCCCAAAGUGAGCAGCUCAUGGGCAUCCGCCGCGAAGAAGAAAUGGAAAUGUCUGACGAUGAGAAUUGUGACAGCCCUACCAAAAAAAUGAGAGUCGAUGAAUCAGCUCUGGCUGCUCAGGCCUACGCUCUGAAAGAGGAGAAUGACAGUCUCCGCUGGCAGCUGGAUGCCUACAGGAAUGAGGUGGAGCUGCUGAAACAAGAAAAAGAACAGCUUUUCCGAACAGAAGAGAACCUCACCAAGGACCAGCAAUUGCAGUUCCUGCAGCAAACCAUGCAAGGCAUGCAGCAGCAAUUGCUAACUAUCCAAGAGGAGUUAAACAACAAAAAGUCAGAACUGGAACAAGCGAAGGAAGAGCAGUCCCAUACGCAAGCAUUAUUAAAAGUCCUGCAGGAACAAUUAAAAGGUACCAAGGAAUUGGUCGAGACCAAUGGCCACAGCCAUGAGGAUUCAAAUGAAAUCAAUGUGUUGACAGUUGCAUUAGUCAACCAAGACCGAGAGAAUAAUAUUGAGAAAAGAAGCCAAGGCUUAAAAUCAGAGAAAGAAGCUCUGCUAAUAGGUAUCAUAUCAACGUUUCUUCACGUCCAUCCUUUUGGAGCCAACAUAGAAUAUCUUUGGUCAUACAUGCAGCAGCUGGACUCCAAGAUAUCUGCAAAUGAAAUAGAAAUGCUUUUGAUGAGGCUGCCACGCAUGUUCAAACAGGAAUUCACGGGUGUGGGAGCCACGCUGGAAAAAAGAUGGAAGUUGUGUGCCUUUGAAGGAAUUAAAACUACCUAACUGUGAAGACCUAAACAUCUCUGGAAGUGAAACCAUGUGAACCUGGCCAGGGCUGUGCGAUGGGGGAGCAGGAGGUGUGGGGUUGGUCCAGCACGCAACCUUUGUGGAGCCGUCGAAGCCUGCCUUUAGUUAUAUGUGUGGCGUUCUCUUGUGAGUGGAAAUGUAAUUGUGUACCAGUUCCUUAAAAUAAACAAAGCUUCAUACUGUGACAGAUCUGUUUCCUAUGAAAACCAAACAAUGAUUCCACAGUCAUAAUGAUGGCAAAAUCUUAAAAUAUGCUACAUUUGAGAAUAGCUCACCAAGCAAAAUAUUUAAAGUUAAUGAUGGUGUAGCGAUGAUUGUUGCUAGGCUACAGAGUUGUAUAUGUAAUGUAUAGCUGAAAUCAUUAAAUGACAUUUUCCUGAAAGUCUUUCUGUUUUAGUUAAAAAAAAAAAAAAAGAAAGAAAAAGAAAAGAAAAAAGAAAAAAUAAUUUUACAGUGAUGGAAAAUCAUACCAAAAGAAAACUUGAAUAUGUGUCUAAACAGUUAUUGUAUUUUGUAAAUUAAGUUAUAUGCUGUUCCAGGGACUUUUGCCUUAUUGAAAAGGCAGAAAAUAUGAUUGGACACAUUGAGAAUGCUUUAUCAAGAAUAUUAUUUUUCUAAUGUAACAAUUCUCCAUCAUAAGUUCUUUUAACAGGGACUGCGUAACAAUUUUCAUAAAGUGUAAAUAAAGGAGAAACUAGUGUUAUUGUCUUGUACUUGGUAUGUAGCAUUCAGGUUUAUGCAUCAAAAUAAACAUUCAGUAAAUAUUCCUGUUACAAAUUUUAUAGCAAAGAUGUUAAUUUUUUUCAAUAAAUAUGACUUCUACCA